Messenger RNA from Phlebotomus papatasi, 1002 nucleotides. RefSeq lists its product as uncharacterized. The record is from RefSeq and is a predicted model, not a curated record. NCBI's taxonomy places the organism in Eukaryota, Metazoa, Arthropoda, Insecta, Diptera, Psychodidae. The transcript has 2 exons. Bases 1 to 1002 code for a protein of 333 amino acids.
AUGAGUGUAGAAUCAGGGGGUCCAGGAGGCCCCCCUGAUGAUUUCAACCUGUACAAUGUAACGCAUCGUGGCGAAAUGCCCACAUUAAAACAAUCACAAAGCAGAAACUAUAAAGCCCUGAAGGUCGCCUUCUUCACUCAUCCUUCUGAUACCGAAAAAUAUUUCGUUAUCGGAGGUGAGGAAAUCAGAAAACUCAACAUCUUCGAAAUUCAUCGUGGGCUGAAGUGCAUUUCAUCGGAAAAUUUCAAAAUCAUUACGAGGCUAAAUAGUGGAGAUCUUUUGCUCCAAACAUCAUCUACCCAGCAAAUCGAUUGUUUGAAAAAUCUGACUAGUUUUGGAGCUGAUAAAAAGGCCGUUACCAUUUCCGAGAAUGGUGCUUUAAACAAAUCUCAGGCUAUUAUUCGUUGUCGAGAGAUCAUGAAACUGGAUAUGGAGACAAUACAAGAGGGAUUAAAUGAUCAAAAAGUUGUACAUGUUCAGAGGCUCAAAAGAAGGGAGAACAACACAUGGGUGGACACUGCAACACACAUUCUUACAUUCGAUUCCCCAAUAUGCCCAGCUGAAAUUAAUGUUGGAUAUCUCGUCGUCAAGACAGAGUUGUACAUCCCAUCCCCCUUCCGGUGUGUCAUAUGCCAGCGCCUGGGACACACAAAGAAAAGAUGCGAUUCGAAGAAGAAUACUCCUACUUGUGGGUAUUGUGCCAAACCACUACACGGAAAUGAAGAGCCCUGUCCUGGUCCAGUCAAAUGCGUAAAUUGCCUUGGGAAUCAUCCAAGCUCGAGCAGAGCAUGCCCAAAAUUCAUAGAGGAGAAGGAGAUCAACGCCAUCAGGGUGACUAUGAGGAUCCCAUACAAAUUAGCCAGAGAGGAGUUGAAGAAACGGAAAUUUGUCCAACCUGCAGCACACAUGAAGCCCACCGCCCCAGAUAAUCAAUCGAAGAAAACUUUCGCAAGUUACAAAGCGAACUUCUGUAAGUCCAUCACCAAAAAGCCCAAAAAUUAA